This is a messenger RNA of Belonocnema kinseyi, 1046 nucleotides long. It is a transcript of the gene MED8, whose product is annotated as mediator of RNA polymerase II transcription subunit 8. The coding region runs from base 91 to 852 and encodes 253 amino acids. Gene Ontology annotation, cellular component: core mediator complex; mediator complex. Lineage: Eukaryota; Metazoa; Arthropoda; Insecta; Hymenoptera; Cynipidae. The record is from RefSeq and is a predicted model, not a curated record. The transcript is spliced from 7 exons. Gene Ontology annotation, biological process: regulation of transcription by RNA polymerase II. Gene Ontology annotation, molecular function: RNA polymerase II cis-regulatory region sequence-specific DNA binding; transcription coregulator activity.
AGUGGUCAUUUUAUUGCGUGGCUAAUAAUUUUGAAAAUAUAAUACAAAAAUCACCAUUUUAUAAUAACGAAUAACUUUUUUAGACCAAAAAUGCAGAGAGAAGAAAAGCAGCUCGACGCUUCUUUGGAAGCGAUCAUCAUUCGUGUAAAUGAUUUAAAAUCGGCCAUCGCAGGAAUGAUCUUCAAAUUAGAGCAUGAGUACGAGACUCUAAACUGGCCAAAUUUCCUCGACAAUUUUGCUCUCAUUUCCGGCCAUUUGACGAGUCUCUCGAAAAUUCUGAGCCACGACAAAGCUCCGAAUUUAAGGAACAUGACGGUUUUGCCCCUGCACUUGAGUCCCGAAAAAGACGAGGAAUUAGUGAGAACGACGGAGGGAAGGAUUUCAACUUUUGCUCACGAUUUGGUUCCUGAUUAUCUCAGAACUAAGCCGGAUCCUGAAGCUGAACAAAAGAUGACCGGAUAUGAGAACAAGGCGGCAAAUUUAAGCUACGAUUCUGCCCAUAAACAAGUGACUCAGUAUACAAAGGUGGUGAGCCAUGUUUGGGACAUUGCAAAUAAAGCACGAGAAGAUUGGGAAAGUGAGGCUGGUGCAAGAACAAACCAGCUUCCAACUAGCAAUGCUGGCGAUACUCAUGCUCUUGUUGCUGCUGUGGGAAUGGGAAAAGGCCUCAAGGUCGAUUCGGUACAAAUGGGUCAAUCCGGAGUCUCUCCUGGACCUGGAGGAAUGAUGGUUGGAAGACCCGGAAGUCAAUCUCAAGGAGUACAAGGUCCGAUGGGACAAAUGGCGAAAGCACCGAGUGCUAUUAAAACCAACAUCAAGGCAGCUUCGCAAAUUCAUCCCUACGGUAGAUAAAAUCUGAGUCGGAAAAUUGGAAAAUUUUCAAAAAGGACUUUGAAUCUACAAUUGAAAAAUUUCGAUUCUUCUUUCAAAGUAACUGCAGUUUAUAAUCUCAUAAUUUUUAGUUUUAAUUUUAAUUUAAGUAGUCUAAUUUGUAAAUAUUUAAUGCAAUUUUUUUUUUUUUAAUCGCCAAGAAAGUGUGUGGAUUA